This is a messenger RNA of Acanthopagrus latus (yellowfin seabream), 5049 nucleotides long. Its product is annotated as complement C3-like. The transcript has 43 exons. Gene Ontology annotation, cellular component: extracellular region. The record is from RefSeq and is a predicted model, not a curated record. Bases 14 to 5014 code for a protein of 1666 amino acids. Lineage: Eukaryota; Metazoa; Chordata; Actinopteri; Spariformes; Sparidae. Gene Ontology annotation, molecular function: protein binding; endopeptidase inhibitor activity.
UCCAACAGCAGAUAUGGGAUCAAGCAGGAGGAUGUGCAGGACUCAGCUCCGGCUGUUGGCCUUCCUGGUCCUUUCCUCUCUUACUUUUCUGGCUGAUGGUUCCCCAUUGAAGCUGAUGUCUGCCCCCAAUGUGCUGCGGGUAGGAACACCAGCAAACAUCUUUGUGGAGUGUCAAGACUGCACUGAUGACAGCGACAUCAGAGUUGAUGUCAUUGUAAUGAGCUAUCCAACCAAAUCGAAGAGGCUGGCGUCCACGUCUGUGAAUCUCACCAGUGCAAAACAUUUUCAGGGCUUUGGACAAAUUAGGAUCCCUGCCGGCGACUUCAGUAACGAGCCUAACAUGAAGCAGUUUGUGUAUCUGCAAGCUCGGUUUCCAGACACAGAGCUGGAACAACUUGUCUUAGUGUCCUUCCAGUCAGCGUACAUCUACAUCCAGACUGACAAGACCCUCUACACCCCCAGCAGCACAGUUCAUUACAGGAUGUUUGCAGUGACGCCUGGCAUGGAGCCUGUGGAGAGGGCUAAUGAGACUGAUACUGCUAUUGCCAUUGAUAUCGUGACCCCUGAAGGCAUCAUUUUACCUCGUGAUCAAGUGAUUCUAAAAUCAGGGAUGCACUCUGGAGACUACAGACUCACCGAAAUUGUCAGUAUCGGACUGUGGAAGGUAGUGGCAAGGUUUCACAGCAAACCAGAGCAGAGCUUUUCUGCAGAGUUCGAGGUCAAAGAAUACGUGCUGCCCAGCUUUGAGGUUAAACUGACACAUGAAGAACCCUUCUUCUACGUGGACAAUCAAAAGUUCAACAUCAGCAUCAGAGCCACAUAUCUAUUUGGUGAAGAGGUGGAAGGGACGGCCUACGGGGUAUUUGGGGUUAUGCAUGGAGGUCAAAAGAAGAGUCUUCCCAGCUCUCUUCAGAGAGUGCCAAUCAACAGGGGUAAAGGAGUGGUCACGCUGAAGAAAGAGCACAUUAUGCACAGCUUCCCAAACAUCCACGACCUGCUGGGGAGCUCCAUAUUUGUAGCAGUUGGAGUACUGACAGAGAGCGGUAGUGAAAUGGUGGAGGCGGAGUUAAGAGGUAUAAAGAUUGUCCAAUCACCCUACACCAUCCACUUCAAGAGAACAUCCAAAUAUUUCAAACCAGGAAUGUCCUUCGAUGUUGCGGUUGAAGUUUUGAAUCCUGAUGGCAGUCCAGCACAAGGUGUAGGAGUGUUGGUGGAUCCAGGUGACGUGCAGGGCGUCACUGCAGAAAAUGGCAUGGCGCGGCUUUUCAUCAAUACAGAGAAAAAUCCUAUGCCAAUGACAGUCACGGCAAAGACCAAUGAUCCCCGAAUUUCACCUGAAAGACAAGCAUCAGCCAACAUGACAGCCAUCCCAUAUAGCACGAAGAGUAACAGUUACAUCCACAUAGCUGUGGAUUCAGCUGAAGUGGUAUUAGGAGAAAAUUUGAAAAUUAACCUCAACCUGAACAAGCAGGAAAAUACAGAAAAUGACAUCACGUACCUGAUCCUGAGCAGAGGUCAGCUGGUGAUGUAUGGCCGUUACAAAGCAAAAGGUCAAGUACUGAUAUCAGUGAUGGGAACCGUUACCAAAAACAUGCUGCCAUCAUUUCGCAUCAUAGCCUACUACCAUACAAAUGACAAUGAAGUGGUAUCAGACUCUGUUUGGGUGGAUGCAAAGGACUCCUGCAUGGGCUCGUUGAAACUGGAAUCAUCAAGAUCUAGUUCAUCCUAUGAGCCUCGCAAGAUGUUUGGUCUGAAGGUCACUGGAGAUCCAGGAGCCACAGUGGGACUGGUCGCAGUUGACAAAGGCGUCUAUGUCCUCAACAACAAGCACCAUCUCAACCAGAAAAAGGUAUGGGACAUGGUCGAGACAUACGACACCGGCUGCACACCAGGUGGAGGGAAGGAUGGUAUAAGUGUGUUCUCCGAUGCUGGGCUGUUGUUCCAGUCCAACAUAGCUUCUGGGACUACGUACCGACAAGAAUUGAAUUGCCCGGCCCCCAGCAGGAGCAGGAAGAAACGAUCCACUCCAUUAAGGGAUGUCACCGGCAGCUUAGCGAGUCAAUAUGAAGACCAACUCCAGCGUGAUUGUUGUUUGGAUGGCAUAAGGGACGUUCCUGUUUCAUACACAUGUGAGAUGCGCAGCGAGUACAUUGGGGAUGGUGAAGCCUGUGUCGAGGCCUUCCUGCACUGCUGCAAGGAGAUGGAAAGCCAGCGAGCUGAAAGGAAGGAGGAUAGCCUCCAACUGGCUCGAAGUGAAGAGGAUGACAGUUACAUGGACACCAGUGAAAUUGUUUCUCGUACCAAGUUCCCUGAAAGUUGGCUGUGGACAGAAAUCAAACUGCCUCCUUGCCCUAGAGACAGACAAGACUGUGACACCACAUCAAUGCAGAAAGAUUUUCCUCUGCAAGAUUCAAUCACAACCUGGCAGUUCAUUGGCAUUAGUCUGUCAAGAACUCACGGUAUCUGUGUGGCCGAACCAUUAGAGGUAAUUGUGAAAAAGGACUUCUUCAUUGAUCUCAGGAUGCCCUACUCAGCUGUCCGAGGAGAGCAGAUAGAAGUUAAAACAGUCCUCCACAACAUCAGCCCUGAUCCUGCCACAGUGCUUGUGGAGUUGACUGAGACUGCACAUGUGUGCAGCUCAGCUUCUAAGCGUGGGAAAUAUGUCCAGCAAGUUAAGGUUGAAAGGCAAAGUACACGAGCUGUACCCUUUGUAAUUAUUCCCACAAAGGAAGGGGAAUACCAAAUUGAGGUCAAAGCAGCUGUGCGAGACUCAUAUCUCAGUGAUGGAGUCAUGAAGACGCUGCGGGUGGUGCCUGAAGGCAUACUGAUUAAACAUCCCCAGACUGUAACUCUUACCCCGACAAAAAAGGGUUUCGAUGGCAAACAUGUAGAAAUUAUCAAUAGUAGAAUCCCUGUGCAAGAUUUUGUUCCAAACACACCUACGAGCACACAGAUCUCCGUGAUGGGAAAAGAGCAUGAAAGUAUUGUGAGGAAUAGCAUAAAUGGAAAAUCAAUGGAUCAGCUGAUCAAACAGCCUUCAGGCUGCGGAGAGGAGAACAUGAUCCGCAUGACUCUGCCUCUCAUUGCAAUCAUGUAUUUGGACCAAACUAACCAGUGGGAACCUGAAGUCAUUGCAAAACGUGCUGAAGGCCUUGAACACAUCAAGACCGGUUACAGCAAUGAGCUUAACUACCAAAAAAAUGACGGGUCUUUUGCUGGAUAUACUGAUCAACAAAGCAGCACCUGGCUGACAGCUUAUGUUGCCAAGGUGUUUGCCAUGGCCAACAGUCUGGUGGCAGUGGAAAGGAACGUCGUCUGUAACGCUGUCAAGUUUCUGAUUCUCCACACACAGCAACCUAAUGGCAUGUUUAAUGAAGCUGGAAAGGUGUACCACAGAGAGAUGAUGGGUGAUGUGAAUGGCACAGAUUCAGACGCCUCCAUGACGGCCUUCUGCCUCAUUGCCAUACAGGAGUCACGCACACUAUGUGCUGCCACCGUCAGUAGUCUUUCAGACAGUGUAGACAAAGCGGCAGCCUACCUGGAGAAGCGUCUUCCCAGCCUCACCAACCCAUAUGCUGUGGCCAUGACAUCAUACGCCCUGGCCAAUGAAAACAAACUGAACCAGGAGAUCCUCUUGAAGUUUGCUUCCCGAGACUUGUCCCACUGGCAGGUUCCUAAGGGACGUGUUUACACACUGGAGGCCACAGCUUACGCUCUUCUUGCUCUGGUGAAGGCCCAGGCAUUUGAUGACGCCAGACCGAUUGUCAGAUGGUUCAACAAACAGCUGAGAGAGGACGGAGGAUACGGAUCAACUCAGGCUACUAUAAUGGUGUACCAGGCUGUAGCUGAGUUCUGGACAAGUCCGAAAGGGCCAGAGUACGAUCUGAAUGUGGACAUCUUGUUGCCAGGCAGGUCAAAGCCUACCAAGUACAGCUUUAACAGGGAUAACCUCUAUGCCACAAGAACAUCUAAAAUCAAUAAUAUAAACCAGAGAGUGAAAGUGACUGCCAUGGGCAAAGGUGAAGUAACAGUGACAAUGGUGUCGCUGUAUUAUGCUCUGCCCAAAGAAAAGGACAGCGACUGUCAGAAGUUUAACUUGUCAGUGGAGGCUAUCCCAGAGAAAAUAGAUGAUGAUGAGAAGAUAUACAGGCUGAAAAUAUUGGUUUUGUAUAAGGACAAGAAACGCGAUGCAGCCAUGUCAGUCUUGGAUGUUGGUUUGUUAACUGGCUUCACCGUUAACACAAACGACCUGAGCUUACUAUCCAAGGGACGUGCCCGCACUAUUUCAAAAUAUAACAUGGUCACCGCUGACUCAGAAAGAGGAUCUGUCAUCAUCUACCUGGACAAGGUCUCUCACACUCGACCAGAGGAGAUCUCAUUUAGGAUCCAUCAGAAGCUGAAUGUGGGCGUCUUACAACCAGCUGCUGUGUCGGUCUAUGAGCACAACGACGGUCAACACAGUAACCAGACACGUUGUAUGAAAUUCUACCAUCCAGAGAGGAGAGCUGGUCAGCUCCUGCGGCUCUGCAGAGGGGAUGUAUGCAUAUGUGCUGAAGAGAACUGCAGUAUGCAGAAGAAGGGCAACAUAAGCAAUGCUGAACGCACAGCUAAGGUCUGUGAGACUGAACUGAACAGCAGAAUAGAUUUCGCGUACAAAGUGAGACUGGAAGAGUUUACAGACGGCUUGUCCACUGAUAUUUACACAAUGCGGGUCAUGGAAGUCAUCAAGGAAGGAAAUGAUGUGGGUCCUCUGGGUAAACUGCGCACAUUCCUCAGUAAUCCACACUGCAGAGCGGCUUUAGAUCUGGGAAAGGGGAAAACCUACCUCAUCAUGGGUGAUUCCGAGAGACGAACAGACGAACAGAGUCAGACGUAUGAGUAUGUACUCGGAGAGAGAACCUGGGUCGAAUACUGGCCCUCAGAAGCUGAGUGUAAAAGUCCGAAACACAAGCUUACCUGUUCAGGCAUGGUGGAGAUGGUUGAGAAGUACACGCAACACGGAUGUGAGCAAUAGAGAAACUGAUGGAAAUAAAAUGUUAUUUUCAAAUA